Amyelois transitella is the source of this 1255-nucleotide messenger RNA. It is a transcript of the gene Rpn11, whose product is annotated as 26S proteasome non-ATPase regulatory subunit 14. The transcript is spliced from 4 exons. The coding region runs from base 168 to 1103 and encodes 311 amino acids. Gene Ontology annotation, cellular component: proteasome regulatory particle, lid subcomplex. Gene Ontology annotation, molecular function: metallopeptidase activity; protein binding; proteasome binding. The record is from RefSeq and is a predicted model, not a curated record. Lineage: Eukaryota; Metazoa; Arthropoda; Insecta; Lepidoptera; Pyralidae. Gene Ontology annotation, biological process: proteasome-mediated ubiquitin-dependent protein catabolic process; protein deubiquitination.
AAUGAGCUUGCAUUUUCGACGUCAGCUGUCAUAAGCAUCGCAUCGCCUUGUUCGUUCGAUUUUAAUAAAACUAGCUUAUUAUUUAAUUUUUAAAAGAAUCCGAGGUUUUGCGUAAAAUUUAUACCAUUACAGCCUUUAUUGUCUAAUAAAUAUAAAGAAACUUUAUUAUGGAUCGUCUUUUGCGUCUUGGUGGUGGAAUGACGGGGCUAUCACAAGCUCCUCCGCCUACAGAUGCCCCCGUUGUUGAUACCGCCGAGCAAGUAUACAUAUCGUCGCUGGCUCUUCUCAAAAUGUUAAAACACGGCAGGGCAGGUGUUCCCAUGGAAGUCAUGGGACUUAUGCUGGGUGAAUUUGUAGAUGACUACACAGUCCGUGUAAUAGAUGUGUUUGCUAUGCCCCAAACGGGUACUGGUGUGUCUGUAGAGGCCGUUGACCCUGUCUUCCAGGCUAAGAUGUUGGACAUGCUGAAGCAGACUGGACGUCCCGAGAUGGUAGUGGGCUGGUACCACUCACAUCCUGGAUUUGGUUGCUGGCUUUCUGGUGUGGAUAUAAAUACUCAGCAGUCUUUUGAAGCCUUGUCGGAGAGAGCUGUGGCUGUUGUUGUGGAUCCCAUCCAGUCUGUUAAAGGGAAAGUAGUCAUUGAUGCAUUCCGUUUAAUAAACCCCAACAUGAUGGUCCUGGGUCAGGAGCCUAGACAAACAACUUCAAACUUGGGACACCUACAAAAACCAUCCGUACAAGCCUUGAUUCAUGGCCUCAAUCGCCAUUAUUAUUCUAUCAGCAUUAAUUACAGGAAGAAUGAGUUGGAGCAGAAAAUGCUCUUGAAUCUUCACAAAAAGUCAUGGAUGGAUGGACUUACGUUAUCAGACUAUAAAGAACACUGCUCCAUUAAUGAGACUACAGUGACUGACAUGCUAGAAUUAGCCAAGAAUUACAACAAAGCCUUAGAAGAUGAAGAGAAAAUGACACCAGAGCAGUUAGCCAUUAAGAAUGUCGGUAAACAGGAUCCCAAGAGGCAUUUGGAGGAGAAAGUUGAUGUACUGAUGUCAAACAACAUAGUUCAAAGUCUAGGAGCGAUGCUUGAUACUAUGGUGUUUAAAUGAUUUAUAACUGAGAUGUGUAUUGUAUAACCUAAAGUGUUAAGAAAAUAAUCAACUCUCUGUUCUUGCAUUACUUUUCAUCUCAUUGUACGAUACUUAUUAUAAUUUACUUAAUUGUAUCUAUUGCGAAAUAAAAGUGAUACAGAUUUUUUAAA